AUGGCACUUCGUCCUACCACUGCUCCACAGCGUGUCCCUCUGCCGUCUCCUCCUUCGUCCUCUCUUCCUGACGUCCCAGACCCGCCGUCAGACCUUGCUCGUGCUGCCAGUCCUAUUGUCACCCGUCUUCUAGCCACUGUUGUCACUGACCCUUCGUUUGAGUCCACUGCUGCGUCUUCUCUAGUUGCUGAGCUUGUUGACUUUGCUGCCGCCUGUCGCCUCGACUACGCCGCUAGUCUUGUUGCUGAGUCUGAGUCUGUCUGUCCUCCGUCCGUUGGGGGUGAGUGUGCUCUUGACACGGACGUCCUUGAGGACAGGCAGGAGGACUUUGAGUGUUUUGCAGCUGCUGUACCUCAUCUCGUGUCCAUGCUGAUUGCACGUGAGGGAGACCCUGAUGCACCAGACAUCCCGACCCCGCGCUCUUACGCAGAGGCGAUAGAGGGUCCCUACUUCUCUCAGUGGCAGACAGCCAUGGACGCAGAGAUGGCAUCUUGGAAGGUGAAGCGGCCGCCGGGUUCUCCGCCUGUCUUCAAGGCGUGUUACGUUGCACGAGGCUUCAGUCAGUGA
Molecule: messenger RNA, 567 nt
Organism: Closterium sp. Naga37s-1
Lineage: Eukaryota; Viridiplantae; Streptophyta; Zygnematophyceae; Desmidiales; Closteriaceae
Source: the annotation of a GenBank genome assembly